Drosophila mojavensis is the source of this 1303-nucleotide messenger RNA. RefSeq names its product snurportin-1 (gene Snup). The record is from RefSeq and is a predicted model, not a curated record. NCBI's taxonomy places the organism in Eukaryota, Metazoa, Arthropoda, Insecta, Diptera, Drosophilidae. Bases 76 to 1293 code for a protein of 405 amino acids. The transcript has a single exon. Gene Ontology annotation, biological process: snRNA import into nucleus. Gene Ontology annotation, cellular component: nucleus; cytoplasm.
AGUUUGUGAGAAUGUCAAAAUACAAUUUGCAGCGCCGGUGUGUUUUGUUUGCGGUGUGAAUUUCUUAUUUUCAAAAUGAGCAGUAAUUACAAAGAGCUGUACAAAAAGAGCGUCGAUCUCGGUGAGCAACAAAAGCUGCGCCAGCAACAGUUGCUCUAUGAGCAAAAAAGGCGAAGACAGCUGCAACAAGAUGUCCACCGGCUCGUUAAAGACUCAGACGACGACGACGACGAUGAACAAGAGCAGUCAACAUCGAGCGGACAGAGCAAAGCGCAACAGAAAAAACGCAGACAGCGCAACAAAAAUACCAAGAACAACCACAAUGACAGCAAGAAUCCGUAUUUAAGGCUACAGCAAUCCGAAUGGCUGCGGCAUCGUCCCGACAACUUGUCCGAUUGGUUGCUACUGCCCUGUCCCGUGGGCAAGCGCUGCUUGGUUAUGGCCAGUAAUGGCCGUACAAAGGUCUACAAUAAAGCAGGACGCAUUGUCAUGCAGCUACGUUCACUGUUGCCUGGCGAUGGCUACGUGCAGAAGUUCAAGACUGUGCUGGACUGCGUGUACGUUCAGGAGAUGGAUACUUUCUUUGUGCUGGAUGCGCUCUCAUUUGGCCAGCAGCUGCUGCUCGAUUGCGAUGCAAAUUUUCGUUUCUUUUGGCUGCGGUCGCGCUUCGAUGAGCACGGCGAACUGAGCGAGCGUAGCAACCGAAAUGAAAAACCGUUCAAGUUGCUGGAGUACUAUGAUUUUGAGGACGCCAGCGCUGUGGAGCAGGCGCUGCAACGCUAUCCCCAGUGGGAGGCGAAUCAGCCGCAGCUGGACGGUCUACUCUUCUAUCACAAGGAGGCCAGCUACACCUGUGGCAGCACACCUUUAGUUUGUUGGCUAUUUCCCUUUAUGCUGCCUGAUGUGCUGAACCUGCCCGUCCACAGCGGCUAUGAGGCUCCAGAUGAUUAUCUGCCCAGUGCCGCGCUCGAAUAUAUGGAUGAGUUUGACAGGAAGCUGUUGGCGCAGCGACAGCAGCUGAAGAAAUCCAGCAAAGCAAUCGAGACCGUCAAGGAACCCGCUGCAGUUGCUGCUGAUGUCAAUGCCAUGGAUGAGGACGAUGAGCUAGAGGAAUUCGCUGAGCUGCGUAGCCUGUUGGAUCACCAGCGACGUCUGGAGCUGGGUGAACUGGACAUGGACUGCAGUCCGGCAAUGACAGCGCCAGAACCAGAGCCAGAGCCGGUUGUAAAGCCAGGGCCAGCGCCACAGCCAGUGGCAAAGCCGGAGCCAGCGGCCAGCAGCAGCAGCUGUUGAAAGUUAUUGU